Messenger RNA from Rhinolophus ferrumequinum (greater horseshoe bat), 2364 nucleotides. RefSeq names its product heparin binding growth factor (gene HDGF). Gene Ontology annotation, biological process: regulation of transcription by RNA polymerase II. The record is from RefSeq and is a predicted model, not a curated record. The transcript has 6 exons. Gene Ontology annotation, molecular function: transcription coregulator activity; double-stranded DNA binding. Gene Ontology annotation, cellular component: nucleus. The coding region runs from base 315 to 1037 and encodes 240 amino acids. Lineage: Eukaryota; Metazoa; Chordata; Mammalia; Chiroptera; Rhinolophidae.
GAGCAGGAGUGGGGACCGGGCGGGGGGUGGAGGAAGAGGCCUCGCGCAGAGGAGGGAGCAAUUGAAUUUCAAACACAAACAACCGCACGAGCGCGCACCCACCGCGCCGGAGCGUCGCCCCCGAUCGGCGCCCGCCCCGUCCGUGCGGCGCGCGGGGAGACGCCGUGGCCGCGCCGGAGCUCGGGCCGGGGGCCGCCAUCGAGGCAGGGGCCGCGCGAGGGCCGGAGCGGAGCGGCGCCGCCACCGCCGCACGCGCCAACUUGGGCUCGCGCCUCCCGGCCCGGCGCGGAGCCCGGGGCGCCCGGAGCCCCGCCAUGUCGCGAUCCAACCGGCAGAAGGAGUACAAAUGCGGGGACCUGGUGUUCGCCAAGAUGAAGGGCUACCCACACUGGCCGGCCCGGAUUGACGAGAUGCCUGAGGCUGCGGUGAAAUCAACAGCCAACAAAUACCAAGUGUUUUUCUUCGGGACCCACGAGACGGCAUUCCUGGGCCCCAAAGACCUCUUCCCUUACGAGGAGUCCAAGGAGAAGUUCGGCAAACCCAACAAGAGGAAAGGGUUCAGCGAGGGGCUGUGGGAGAUCGAGAACAACCCUACCGUCAAGGCUUCCGGCUACCAGUCCUCCCAGAAGAAGAGCUGCACGGCAGAGGAACCAGAGCCCGAGCCCGAAGCCGCUGAAGGCGAUGGUGACAAGAAGGGGAACGCGGAGGGCAGCAGUGAUGAGGAGGGAAAGCUGGUUAUCGACGAGCCCAGCAAGGAGAAGAAUGAGAAGGGGGCGCUGAAGAGGAGAGCAGGGGACCUGCUGGAGGACUCCCCAAAGCGUCCCAAGGAAGCAGAAGACCCUGAAGGGGAGGAGAAGGAGGUGGCCAUCUUGGAGGGUGAGCGGCCCCUCGCUGCGGAGGUGGAGAAGAACAGCACUCCCUCCGAGCCCAGCUCUGGCCGGGGGCCCCCUCCAGAGGAAGAGGAAGAAGAGGAGGCGGAGGAGGCUGCCAAGGAGGAUGCUGAGGCCCCGGGCAUGAGAGACCAUGAAAGCCUGUAGCCACCAAUGUUUCAAGAGGAGCCCCCGCCCCGUUCCUGCUGCUGUCUGGGUGCUACUGGGGAAACUGGCCAUGGCCUGCAAACUGGGAACCCCUUUCCCACCCCAACCUGCUCUCUCACUCACUCUUCCUCCCCAAGCCCAGCCCCUAGAGGUUGACCUGCACGGGGCAGGCCACCUGGCCCUCGCCUCCACGUCCCCACACCCGUUGUCUGAGUUAGGGCUGUGUUUUCUGCUCCGUGCGAUGAGAUGAGGCCACUGUGUCCCUCCCUGACUGGAGCCGUCUCCCAGGCUUUCUCUUGGGGCCUGGACCAGCCAUUUCCACCUCCUGACACCUCUCUGCCCCUUCCCCAGGCAUUCUGGACCUCUGGGCUGGUUGGGGUCAGGGAUAGGAGUGGAAAGGAUGGAGGUUAAAUAGCAGGGUGAGCAUCUGGGGCCUAGGAGGGUCAGUCCUCACAUUGGGGUGGGCAGGAGGAUGGCCUCUUCUUGAGCUCCUGUUCUUUCUUCCCUCACCUAUUAUCCCAGCUGCAUAGAUUUAGGGAAAGUGGGACAGCUUGUGGGGGAGGGACUCUGUUCCAUAAAUUCUUGAUUGACAACACCCAUUCUUUUGCUAACCCCAGGAGUUCUGGGAGUUGUAGUUACUCAUCAGAAGAUUUUGGGGCUUCCCAGUUUGGGCCAAGCACCUGAGAUCUAAAGCGUUGACCUCCUCAACUUGGGUGGGAGUGUUGAGAAAUAGCUGUCCCCCUUUAGAUCUCUGGACAGAGGUGGGAUGCCCUGGGGAGACCUCUCGCUGCCCCUUUUCCUCUCCCCAUAGUGCUGAAGGCCAGCCUACAGUCACAUGUCACCCAGACAUAAAGGAAAGACACAUUUUUUAGGAAAUGUUUUUAAUAAAAGAAAAUGUAAAAAAAAAAAAAUUUAAAGACACCUAUCCCUUUGUGUGCCCCCCAUUCUGCUCCUUUCUUUCCCACUGUUGCCCCCAUUUCUGAGUGCACUGGGAGGCUCCCCUCUUCUUUGGGGCUUGAUGACUUUUUCUUUUGUAGCUGGGGCUUCGGGUGUUCUUCCGGUGUCAUUUCCCAUCCACAUACUCCCACGUGGUCCCCUCAGUGUUGUCUGUCACCAGACGGAUCAGUAAACCGCUGAGGACCGAGGGAAUGAGUGCCCUUCCCCGACCGCUGAGUGGUCUCCAUGCCUCUCCUCCAUCUCGUGUCUUUCACUUUUGCCCCUCUCCCUUGGGCUCUGAUGAAAAAUUGCUGACUGUAGUUUUGGAAGUUUAGCUCUGAGAAGCGUAGGUGAUUUCAGUUCUAGGAAAAUAAACCUGUUGAUUACUACA